GUUGUGUACUUAUCUGUCAAUAAACUGAUUGUGAAUAAACUGUUACAAUUACAAUUCCGUGUUAAAAUAAUUCAUCAUGCCAAUCUUAGACAAACGUAAAGGCGAUGAUAUUUUGGCAUUGGUUCCUGCUUCAAAAAGGACUAAGAAUGAAGUGGUCUUCAGUAGCAGGGAAAAAGCGGUCGUACAAAACGGACCACCUAGAACCUCUUCUUUGUUAGCACCGAUUAUGCUUUUGGAAGGGCAUCAAGGAGACAUAUUUUCUCUCGAAUUUCAUCCCGAGGGCCAGUACCUGGCUUCCACCGGUUUCGAUCGACAAGUUUUUAUUUGGAACGUUUAUGGAGAAUGUGAAAAUAUAUCUGCGAUGACUGGACACAGUGGAGCAAUUAUGGAAUUACACUUUAGCCCCGAUGGCAGUCACUUAUACACUGCUAGUACAGACAUGACAUUAGGUUUAUGGGACAUAGUCGCUGGUACUAGAAUUAAAAAACUCAAAGGUCACACUUCUUUCGUUAACUCUGUUUCGGGUGCACGAAGAGGUAUUACGCAACUUUGCUCCGGUAGCGACGAUAGUACGAUACGCGUAUGGGAUCCUAGGAAAAGAGGACAGUGUUACACUUUAAACAAUACAUAUCAGGUUACCGCCGUAACAUUUAACGAUACAGCGGAACAAGUAAUAAGCGGUGGAAUAGACAACGAUAUAAAAGUAUGGGAUCUGAGGAAGAACUCCAUUCUUUAUAAACUUAAAGGACAUUCGGAUACCAUUACUGGCCUGAGCCUGAGUCCUGAUGGCUCCUAUAUUCUUUCCAAUGCCAUGGAUAACACGUUAAGAAUUUGGGACGUAAGACCGUUCGCUCCUUACGAACGAUGCGUCAAAAUUCUUUCCGGCCACCAACAUAACUUUGAAAAGAAUCUAUUAAGGUGCGCAUGGUCACCGGAUGGCAGCAAAGUAUCAGCUGGAUCAUCGGACAGAUUUCAUUAUGUUUGGGACACUACGAGUCGCAGGAUAUUGUAUAAAUUACCUGGUCAUAAUGGCUCUGUUAACGACAUCGAUUUCCACCCAAAGGAACCGAUUGUCUGCUCCGGGUCUAGCGAUAAACAAAUAUAUUUAGGAGAAAUCGACGCUUCGUAAUAAAAUUUAUAAUUAUGUUUCGGCGACUUUUAUAUUUAAGAACGUGUACAAAAAUAAAAUAGUUGAGACUUGUAAAAUA
Hylaeus anthracinus is the source of this 1208-nucleotide messenger RNA. RefSeq names its product U5 small nuclear ribonucleoprotein 40 kDa protein. Gene Ontology annotation, molecular function: protein binding; RNA binding. The record is from RefSeq and is a predicted model, not a curated record. Gene Ontology annotation, cellular component: catalytic step 2 spliceosome. The transcript has 6 exons. Bases 77 to 1129 code for a protein of 350 amino acids. Lineage: Eukaryota; Metazoa; Arthropoda; Insecta; Hymenoptera; Colletidae.